AUGUCUUCCGAAUUCAAUAUUCUAACUCCGAAUGCCAUGCUCGGCUAUGGCUACCGGGCCGACCAUUUCUGGUAUGGAAUAGAGAAGUUCACCCCCAAGGCGAUCAUUGUUGACAGCGGGUCGACCGAUGGCGGGCCUUACAAGCUUGGCUUGAAUAAAAUGACCUGCGGCCGUGACUCUUAUCUUCGUGAUCUAACUCCUAUCCUUAAGGCCUGUUUCUACAAGAAGAUCCAGGUCCUGAUCGGUUCGGUUGGUGGUGAUGGCAGCAACAAGCAUGUCCAAGAGAUGUUCGAAAUCGUCCAAGAGAUCGCCACGAAGGAAGGCUUUUCCUUCAAGGUUGCGACUAUUAAUGCCGGAUUCCAAAGGGAUCUCUUAAAGAAGCGUAUUGUCGGUCAAAAGGUUGGCCCCUGCGGUCCUGUCGAAGAGUUGACUGUCGAAAGCGCAGAUCGCGCUAUCGACGUCGUUGCACAGAUGGGCGCAGAGCCCUUCCUUAAAGCUUUGGAGAUGAAGCCUGAUAUUAUUCUUGGAGGUCGCUGCUAUGAUCCUGCGCCUUUCGCUGCCUUCUCUAUGUAUCACGGUGUACGCCCCGGCGUCGCCUGGCAUAUGGGAAAGAUUAUGGAGUGUGGUGGUAUCUGCGCACUGCCAAAGGGACGCUCAAUGAUUGCCACGAUGCGAGAGGAUUCUUUCGACUUGACUCCAUUAUCGCCCAAGGAGAGGUGUACUCCCCUCUCAGUUGCCGCCCACACGUUGUAUGAAAAGACACGGCCUGAUCGCUUGCCUGGCCCCGGUGGAGUCCUCAUUCUUGAUAAAGCCUCUUAUGAGCAGUUAACAGAGAAGACUGUGCGUGUCAGCGGUGCUGAAUUUAAGCAUACGCCGGUAUAUCAAGUGAAGUUAGAGGGCGUUGAGAAGCUUGGAUACCGCACGAUCUUUAUUGGUGGUAUUCGCGACCCUAUUCUCAUCAGUCAGAUUGACUCUUUCCUUGCGGAUGUGCGUGCCUAUACUAAGAACCUAUUCCCCGAAUUGGAUAAUUCCCCACAGUGCCAGAUGCUUUUCCACUUCUAUGGCCGUAACGGGACUAUGGGCCCGAUCGAGCCUACUCCAGUCGCUGGGCAUGACCUUGGUAUUCUUGGUGAGGUUAUUGCACCCUCCCAGGAGCUCUCAUAUACCAUUGCCAAUAAUGCCCGCGCUUCUAUUCUGCACAUUCCUUAUAAGAACCAGGUCGCAACAACUGGCAACUUUGCGUCUCCCCUCUCUCCUCAUGAGACUGCUGCUGGCCCUGUUUUCCGCUUUAACGUCUACCAUCUUGUCAAUCUUGAAGCUGAUGAAGAGACCAACCUAUUCCCUGUCACCAUCAACACGGUCACAAAUACCCCUCCACCCUCUGAGAAUGCAGCGACGCUUGGACUUUCCGACUCUGACAGACAAGUAUUACUCUCGGAACCCCUCGAACCCUUGCGCUUCAAGCCAGUGCCCCAAGGAGAGUGCCAAAUGAUGGAUAUCGCCAAGAUCAUCAGAUCCAAGAACUCGGGUCCCUUUGAGAUGACCUUUGAUAUCAUGUUUGACACCCAGGAAGCCUACCAGCGUGUCAAGGGAGCCAACGUCCUGACCGAUGACCUCAUUAUGUCAUUGUACCACCUCAAGUCUGAGGACAUCAUCGUCAAUAUGUUCUUUGAACCUGCAUUGGCAUGGAAGUGCACUAUCCGUCGACCUUGGGAACAGGGAACGGUUGGAGAGCGCGACACACUUGGCACUCAGCAACAUGGCCCCCUUUUGACCAUUAAGGUCCCGGCCGCUUUGGCCCAAAAGGCCGAGGCUGAGUCAAGCCUGGUUGCUCGGGAUCGCACUCAGUUUUCGGCCAACGACAGCGUUGACUAUCUCUGGAAGGCGCUAGGUCUCCCUGUUGGAUCCCCCGAGAAGCUCCAGCUCACUGGCAAUGGCCUGGGUUUGCCUUCUUCUUUCAAGAUCGCCCACAUUGCACAGGCUUCUAUUGGUCUGUCAGCUUUACUAGCCGCGCAACUCUAUGCUCUUCGCACUUCAUCUUCUUCUGUGCCUAAGGUGACGGUUAGCCUGGAGCACGCCUCGGUUGAGUUUAAGUCUGAGAGAUUAUAUACCCUGGCAGGUAAACCCGCCCCUUCGCCAUGGGGACCCGUUGGUGGCUUGCACAAGACCUCUGAUGGAUAUGUGCGCGUGCACGACUCUUUCCCUCACCACCGUGACGGCGCUCUGGCCUUGGUUGGCUGCGAGCCGAAUGCCAGCCGUGCUGAGCUCGCAGAGAAAAUCAAGAACUGGUGCUCGGUCGACCUUGAGGCUGCUGCUUUUGACAACCGCCUUGUCAUUUCCGCACUGCGAUCCUAUUCCCAGUGGGACGUUCUCCCUCAGGCCCAGAAGAUUACUGACCUCCCUAUCACUCUUCGAAAGCUGUCUGAUGGCCCGGUUGGUCUGCCUUCAUCUAUGCAAUCGCAAUCCGACAAGGCCCUUCGGGGCCUGCGUGUCCUUGAACUUUCUCGCGUGAUUGCCGCGCCUCUUUCUGGAAGAACUCUCUCUGCCCACGGUGCUGAUGUUCUCUGGAUUACUAGCCCUAACCUUCCUGAUCUUCCUACCAUGGAUCGUGACUUUGGCCGUGGCAAGCGUACAAUUCAGCUAAAUCUGGACAUGCAAUCGGAUCAGAAUGAGUUGUCGCGACUCCUUGAGGACGCCCACGUUUUCGUUCAGGGCUUCCGCCCUGGGGGUGUUGCUUACCGCGGUUUCUCGCCUGAUGCUCUGGCUAAGCGAUUCCAACACCGCAACAUCAUUUGUGCCAACAUGUCUGCCUAUGGCCCUGACGGUCCGUGGUCAGACAAGCGCGGCUUUGACUCUCUUAUCCAAACCUGCUCUGGCAUGAACGUGUCUGAGGCCGAACACUACGGUGCUGGCGAAGCGGCCCGUCCCACUCCUUGCCAGGCCUUAGAUCACGCCGGAGGCUACUUCCUCGCCGCUGGCAUCGAGGCCGCACUGUGCAAGCAGGCCACAGAGGGUGGUUCUUGGCAGGUUGACGUGUCUCUGGCAGGUGUCAUGAAGUAUCUGCGAUCUCUGGGUCAAUUCGAAGGAAAGUCGGGCUUCAACACCCGCGAUUUCACCUGCACCAAGGACGUCCCGCCAGAGUACCUGGAGACACGGGAAACUGGAUUUGGUGAGAUGACCUAUGUUCGCCACUCUGCUUCCAUUGAAGGAGUCAAUGUUGGUUGGGAUGUUAUGCCCAAGCCCCUUGGCUCUGAUGAGAGAAAGUGGCUGUAG
This is a messenger RNA of Aspergillus wentii DTO 134E9, 3273 nucleotides long. RefSeq lists its product as uncharacterized. Gene Ontology annotation, molecular function: catalytic activity. The record is from RefSeq and is a predicted model, not a curated record. The coding region runs from base 1 to 3273 and encodes 1090 amino acids. The transcript is spliced from 2 exons. NCBI's taxonomy places the organism in Eukaryota, Fungi, Ascomycota, Eurotiomycetes, Eurotiales, Aspergillaceae.